UGUAAAUAAAUAGAAUGAUGCAAAAGGCAAUAUUAGGAAGAAGUUUCAGUCAGUAUGAACGGAGAAGGAUGGGAUUGGGAGCUCUCAUUUGUUGCUUUUUUAUGGCAUUCACUCUUUUCAAACCUUUUAUUGCCAACUUACCCCUAAUUACUUUUCUGCAGAGGAUUUUGAGACAUCAAUGGCAUCUGGUCUCAAGAUAUUGAUGAGCACACAAGAAAUAAGCGAACCACCACAAUCAUAUAGUUAUGUGGAGAGUGUAACACCACCAAUCACUCAAAACCUAACCAAUUCAAGAUCACAAGUGUACGAAAUAAAUGGUGAGGUUAGGGUCCAUGGCAACUCAUCCACCAUAUUCAUACCCACAACUCAACAACUCAACACAACCACCUCCUUUUGGAACCUCAAACCCUACGCCCGAAAUUUCGAGAAAAGCAUAAUGAAAAAGAUCAAAAAUAUCAACAUAACCUAUCAAAACCCUAACACAACCCCACCUUGCACCCGGCUAUUCACUGCCCCGGCCGUCAUCUUCUCCACCGGAGGCUACCUCGGAAACCCCUUCCAUGACUUCACCGACGUGCUCAUCCCACUCUACUUGACCUCUCGGCAAUUCAACACGACGGUAAUCUUCCUCGUAGUUGACAUGAAUCCAUGGUGGAUUUCCAAAUACAAACCAAUCCUACACAUGUUGUCAAAAUACGAAAUUAUCGACAUGGCCAGCCAAAAUGAGGUCCUAUGUUUCCCAAGAAUUAUCGCGGGGCUCAAAUCUCACAAAGUGUUAAACAUAGAUAAAUCGAUUUCACCGAACUAUUCAGUCACUCACUUCACCAAAUUUCUCAAAACCACCUACUCACUGGAGAGAGGGUUUGUCGGCGGUUGCAAGAACAAGAGCCGGCGCCUGAGGAACGAAUACGACGUGGCUGAGCUGGCACAGAGCGUUGGAUUCGACGUGAGCGUGAGGGAAAUGGGAGGAGAUGUUUCAUCGGUAGCGAGAUUUGGGAACGGCUUUGAUGUUAUGGUGGCGGUGCAUGGUGCCGGGAUGACCAACAUGGUAUUUCUUCUCGAAAAUGCGAUUGUGGUGCAGAUUGUGCCGUUCGGAGUGGAGUUUAAUGCGAAGGACUGCUUCGAAAACUCGUCGAGAGAUAUGAAUUUGAGAUAUUUGGGGUAUAAGGUGGAAGUGAGGGAGAGCUCGUUGGUUGAGAAAUAUGGGGUUGGGAGUGAGGUGUUUGAUCUUCAAAGUUUAUACAAGAAGGAAUGGGCUGUAUAUCGUUCGGUUUAUUUGGAUGAACAAGAUGUUAGUGUUGAUUUGUUUAGGUUUAAUUCAACUCUAUUGGAAGCCAUGGAGCUUGUUUGUAAUAGUUAGUUAGGGGUUUUUUCUUGGUGUAUAGGAAUGUGUAAAUUAAAUUGAAAUGUAUGAUGUUCCAAUAAUUAAAUUACACUUUUCUUA
Molecule: messenger RNA, 1444 nt
Organism: Salvia hispanica
Lineage: Eukaryota; Viridiplantae; Streptophyta; Magnoliopsida; Lamiales; Lamiaceae
Source: RefSeq, a predicted model, not a curated record